Messenger RNA from Pseudonaja textilis, 1791 nucleotides. NCBI's taxonomy places the organism in Eukaryota, Metazoa, Chordata, Lepidosauria, Squamata, Elapidae. The record is from RefSeq and is a predicted model, not a curated record.
AGAAAAACAGAUUAGGUGGAGUUGACAUAGCCGGGAGGCCAGCAGUAGAUUUUGAAGAAGCAAGGAAGGGAAACUUUGGAAUUGCAUCCUUCCUCUUUCCCAUUAAUUCCAUCAAGAAGGUUUUCCCCCUUCCAGGGACAGAUUUGAAAGGGUGUUUGGGCUUCUGUUUUUACUUCCUUUGUGUCUCUUUCCUCCUUCCACAGAAACACAAUGGCCAAACGGAUUGUCGAGUCUAUUCAGUAUGGAGGAAUCACAUUUCCCAGCAUCGUGCACAGUGAAGAGAGCAUUCGCUAUGCCCACCGGAGUUUUCAAGUGCGGGAUAGUGAUGUCUUCAAUGUUACAUACCCCAAAUCUGGAACAACUUGGAUGCAAGAAAUUCUUACUUUAAUUUAUAGCAAUGGAGAUCCCACAUUCUCACAGUCAACCCCUUGUUGGGAACGAGUGCCCUGGGUUGAACACAAUUCAGCAAAGCAAUACUUGGAGAAUCGACCCUCCCCGCGCCUCAUUACCUCUCAUUUGCCUGCAACAAUCUUUCCAGAAAAGUUCUUCACUUCACAAGCUAAGGCUAUUUACACUGUCCGUGACCCCAAGGACGUCUGUGUAUCGCUCUAUCAUUAUACCAAGAUGAGUUCAUUUCUGGAGCAUAGAGAAGAUUUUGGAGAAUUCAUUGAGCUGUUUUCAACAGGAAAAAUUCUCUUUGGUACCUGGUUUGAUCAUGUUAAAAGUUGGCUGGCCUACAAGAAUGAGAAAAAGUUUCUCCUUCUGGUCUAUGAUGAAUUGCUAAAGGAUCUACGUGGCAGUGUUCUUCGCAUCUGUGAAUUCCUAGGCAAGAAUUUGGAUUCUACUAUGGUUGACUCAGUGGUGGAAAAUGCUUCUUUUGAGGUGAUGAAGAACAACAAGAUGGUGAAUUAUACUCUGGUUCCUGAAAAUGUGCUGGAUCAAAAGAUUAGCCCUUUCUUCAGGAAAGGGGUUUCUGGGGACUGGAAAACUCACUUUACUGAAGAGCAGAGUGCUGCUUUCUACCAGCUCUACCAGGAAAAUAUGAAUGGACUAGAGACCAAAUUUCCAUGGGUUGAAUUCAGUGUUGAAAAACAUCAGGAAAUUUGAGAUUUUGGAGGGCAGGGGAGAUUUCCGCGAUCCAAAAAUGCCAAACAUGAAUUAAAAUAUUUCAUUCAAAAUAGGUAGUCCUCAAAUUAUGCCUGCGAUCUUGAUCAGGAUUGCUGUCAGUAAAAAAUACAAUCAUAAAGCAUGACAUCACACAACCACAUCACUUAGUGACAGCAAUCCAGACCUAGUUGUUGUUGUAGCCCAAGAUAUGCAAGUUAUUAUGUGUGAGCAGAACACGCCCCAUGGAAGGAAUGAACAGAUGCCACGGGGGUGGGGGUGGGAGGGAGAGGCCCUGAAAAACCUGACGCAGGCCAUGUGGGUGUGGUGGCCGCAGGCAUCGUGUGGGGACACAGGAAGGCCAAAGAAAGAGGGUAUGGGCUGCAGGCGUGUGCAUAUCGUGUGUGUCAGUUCAGGGGCUAUGGAAAGGUGGCAUGGGGAAUGCGAGUAUGUGUGAACACAGGGAAGCUGGAGAAGCGGGGGCAGGUUAUGUGUGAUUGUGGGGAAGUCGUGGAAAGAGGGCAGGUGUAGAUGAGCAUGCUGAGCUGGAAGGUGAAGUCAAACAUAUCAUCUGUUUGGGGUCAUUGCGCAACCACAAGAAACCCAAGUCCAGCCCUCCCCUUGAAUUCCAUUGACCCAUAUCUAGCACCAUUUUUUUAUCAUUAGUUGAUCAGAUUCUUUUGUGUU